AUGAGCAUUCGACAAAGUCUCAUUCAAUAAUUUAUGCAUACUUUAUCUAGUUAGAGCCCAUAAUAGACUAUAAGUUUAUUGGCUUUAAUAGGAAUUGAAAGUGUACUUUAAGAAAAUGACAACAAAUUAGUUAGAGAACAAAUCACUCUUAUUAGACGAUAAAUAGAAAAUAUUCAAACAAAAGAUGAAGAACAUACUAUAAAAAUAGUAAAAUCAAAGGAAAGAGCAUUAACUCCAAAGAUUACAGAAUCUUAAGCUCCAACUCCAUUAAGUCACUAAAGAAAUACUGUGUCUAGACACCAUUUAGAUGAUCAAGCAAUGAGGAUGGCACUUAGUUAAUAAUAUGAGGAUACAGAAUAAUUGAGAUCUCCAAAAUCAGAAAUUUCUAAUAUGAAAACACCUAAAUAAUCUAUUCAAUAUUUUAUAGAGAUGAAGAGUUAGAAACCAAAAAGGGGACCAGAAAACAAAUUAAAGGAAUUAUAAAAUAAUUUAACUAGAGAAUUGAUAGCUGAUUAUUAGGGUGUGUUAGAGGAAAUUAAACAUAACCCAACAAAAUAUAUGGAUACUCCAGAAAGUAGUAUUUAGGAAUAACAAAUAAAGGAUUAUAUAAAGAUGUAAUAGUAGGUACAAUAAUAACAACAAAAAGUAGAAAUUGAAAGACAAUAAUAAUAAUAAUAAAAAUAACAAUCUUAAGAGUUUAAUUAAUCUUAGAAAGAUUUAUUAAAUUUGAGAAGGAGAACUGAAACUCAACCAGAUUAGAAAUAAGAAAGAUCAUGGUAAGUUUAAGAAAAAAAAAAUAAUUAGGUUAUGAUAAAUUACAAAUCAGAACCAAAUUAAAUUUAAAUGGGAACAAAGAAAAUGUAAUCAACUCCAUAAUAAAAAAAAGAGUAAAGAUCUCCAAAUAGAUAUGAAUAAUAAUUGUAAACAGAAAAUACUUUUUCUUUCUUUUAAAGAUAAAAGACUUAAGGAAAUUAAAUUAAUACUCAAUAAUCUAUUAAUUAUGAUAAACAUAGUGGAGGUUUAAAGUAGAUGGCUGAUAAAUUAAUAAAUUCACCUAUUAUAUAAUAAGUGUCUUUGAAAUCAGCUGAAAAUGUUUCAUCAGCAGGUAAAGAAGUUUAAGUUUCAUAAUUUGAAGAAUAAGGUAUUAUAUAUAAAUAUAUAAUAUAAAUAUAGAUUCAAUGAGUUCAAAUUCUAGUGCAUUUUCACUAUUUUAACCAAAUGAAGAAUUAAAAUCAUUUUUUAGAAAAGAAUUGAUUAAAGAGGAGAAUGAUGAAAGUAAAUAUUAUUGUAUAUUGUAUAUAGAUCAUGAUCCUAAUUGUGUGAAAUAUUCAAAUAUAUUUUUGAAAGGGAGAAUGGGAGGAUCAAAAGUGUUUUGA
This is a messenger RNA of Paramecium pentaurelia, 1376 nucleotides long. NCBI's taxonomy places the organism in Eukaryota, Ciliophora, Oligohymenophorea, Peniculida, Parameciidae. The record is from the annotation of a GenBank genome assembly.